UUUACAGAGUUGAGAAAGGAAUAAAAGUUCGCACAGUUGUCUACUGCAUAGUCCAUGCUUUUCACCCACGUGAAUGUUUGGUAUCCCAUGUGUCAAACGUUCCUGAAUGUACCUUGCUUACGUGGGCAACUUGUGUGAUUGUGGGCUAUGAGCUCGAGGAUAAACCACCUUGCACGGAGUAUACGCGCAGGUUAUCGCGUCUCAUUGCGGUAAUCGCAACCUGACGCUGCGAGCAUACGGAACACGCCAGGCGGUUACAUCUGUUUCCCUGUUCUGCACUGUACAUUUUAAAUUCGCAACAAUGACCGUCAAGUUAAAACUGAAAGAUGUGAAAGAUAAAUUAAAAGAUGACUGUUUGGAUCUCAGUUUAUGCGACCUGGAAGAAGUGCCUGUGCGAGAGAUCGCAUCCCUUAGAAAAGCUACCAAUGUAAAUCUAUCGACUAAUCUCUUGGUUUCAUUACCGGCCAAUUUUGUAACCUUGAAACAAAUUGUAAAAUUGGAUCUUAGCAGAAAUAUGUUGGUCGAACUUCCUGAAAAUUUUGGCGCAAUGACUCAGUUGAAACAUCUCGACUUGUAUGCUAAUAAGAUUAGCAGAUUGCCUCUGAGCCUGAGCGAAUUAAAGAACUUGAGAUGGCUGGACUUGAAGGAGAAUCCACUGACCGAGGCUGUAGCCAGUGUUGCAGGACCGUGCAGUAACAUGCGCGAGUGCCAAGCAUGUGCUCGUAACAUCGUCACCUAUCUCUCCAACGUCAAGGUCAUCAUAGAGGAGGAGAAAUUGCGUCGACUAAGUGAGACGGGAGAGGUAACAACAAAGAAGGAGAGCAAGAAGAAAAAGAAGAGGAACGCAGAGAAGGAGAGCAAGACGAGUGGAGGUAAGAUUGAGUCCCAAACACAAAAUACGGGCAAUUCUCGGAACAACGAUGAUAACAAUGCAAGAUUGGCAGAAUUGUCGUCCAACGUGUGCGCGCGUAAAUCAGACAAAGCUACAGGCACUGGGCUAUGCCGAUCUCUCACUUGUCUAGUCUUAUGGUUCUUCGUGAUCAGCUCGUUGCUCACUCUGGCACUAAUGAGCCUCUCGUGGCGCUACGAAAAACAGACCGACACUUUCCUGCAAAACGCGCAAUCGCUGUCCGGCCUGCCGCUGAAACACUAUCACAAGCACAUCACGGACUACCUGCAAUACGUAACGAAGAUCACGACUGUGCAGGUUAAAUCGCUGGUGGAUGUUGUGAACGGUUUCUACGAAACGCAGUUUCAAAGUAAUACGAAUGCGGAAAAGGAAAUGUAAAGUCGUUUACCUGCUUUGAUUGGAACGAUGCAUUGAGGGGACUCGCAUUUAAUGUCUUAUAGUAUAAGAACCUAUUUUUAUCACAAAAUAAAUAAAUGAACAAUUAUCUCUG
Molecule: messenger RNA, 1400 nt
Organism: Ooceraea biroi (clonal raider ant)
Lineage: Eukaryota; Metazoa; Arthropoda; Insecta; Hymenoptera; Formicidae
Product: leucine-rich repeat-containing protein 59
Cellular component (GO): cytoplasm
Molecular function (GO): protein binding
Source: RefSeq, a predicted model, not a curated record